Messenger RNA from Rhopilema esculentum, 5042 nucleotides. NCBI's taxonomy places the organism in Eukaryota, Metazoa, Cnidaria, Scyphozoa, Rhizostomeae, Rhizostomatidae. The record is from RefSeq and is a predicted model, not a curated record.
CUUGCAUUUUAUGUUAUGUACCACACUUAUACUGGAGGCUAUAUGAGAAUCUGCAAAAAGCAACUAGCAAAGGAUAUUAAGGUGUUUCUAUUGAAAUUGGUGGUGAAGCUGUGAUUGGGUGGAGAAAGGGAACUAUCAAUUUGUUUAGUAGCCCCCCCCCUUUCGGCAAUCAGCAGAAACUGUACCUGAUUACUAAAAGUGCUCACAUCAGCAGCUAUUAGUGCUUAUAUUUAGUGUUUAAAUCCAGCGUAAGGGCAUGUUGAGCCAUUGCAGAUGCAGAUACUGUAUGUUUUUCAUCACUUGGCACUUGUCCAAUUAGUUAUUGUAAUUUUAUCUGUCAAGAAGCAUAAGUUGGAAUGUCUGUUACAUUGUAAUGUCACAAUAAGUAUACGAUCUGUCUAAAGCCUUCAGUAAAUUGACUGCACUUGAGAAGCUAGAAAAUUAAAUUUCGUUUAUAUAAGAAAAAAUUCAUAAGUAAGAGCUUUGUUUCCCAGUUUGCUUAGUAUUAGGCGAUUCCAGUUCUCCUUACCAACGUAGGAGUUUUAAGGAAAACGUAUGCAACUACAAUCGGCCAUUUGCAUUAGCAAUGUGCACAUGACAGUAGCAGCAGCAUAGCGUAAUAUGCUUUGCAAAUCAUGCAGCCCCGUUGGCGGCUGACAUCAAGCAUUUUUACCAUCUGCAGCAGCGUAAACAAUUUGAAUUGAAAGGUAGUAAAAAAAGGACGAAAAUGUGCUCUGUUGAUCAUAUAAAUCACUAAUAGGAGUAAGCCAAUUAUGAUUAAGAAAACACUUAUUUGCAGUUUUCAUACUUCAACAGUGUAUAAUUAAACAGCUUUCAUAACUAAACUGAGCUUUUCUCGUUUAAAUAUUCAGCGGAGAUCAAAUUUCUCGUCAUACAACCAGUGACCUUCGAAAUGAUCUGUGCUGAUCUGUUUCGAUCCAAAAAUCGAUCUUUUGAAUAUGGGACAUUCUCAUACGGAUCUUCAGCUGUUAAUGAAGAUGGAGAAUUGAAAACAAUAAUUUUCACCGUUCUAAUAGCAACAAUGAUGGUAUUUGGAAUGCUAACUAAUGGUUUUGUUAUCUACGUGCUUGGAUGCAAAAAUCGAGCAAAGAAAUCAGAUGUCUUCAUUAUUGCUCUGGCACUACUUGAUAUUAUGACAUUCUUCGCCGGGUCUACAGAGAACUUCAAAGAUAUACACAGACUACCAAUACCGCCCUAUUUGAAUCACAUUAUUAAUAUAGUUUUUAUUGGUGCGAUGCAAGGAUCGGGUUGGAUAAUGUUCUGCAUCACAAUCGAGCGAUAUUGGGCAAUCAAAAAGCCAUUACAGUUUCGAAGAAUCACCUUGAAAACAAGGGUCUUCGCCGCCCUAGCUUCAAUUCUUUUCACAACCACAUUUACAGUGGCGCGAACAAUUUACAUAGAAGACGAUUUCGUGCUUUAUAUGUAUAUUACAAACUCUAUGCAAUAUCUUUCAUUCAUUUUACCAUUAAUCAGCAUCACCUGCCUCUAUGCAACCUGUAUUCGGCAAUUGAAGCAAAACCAUCCCAAAAUCAGCAACAACAUUGCACAAGAAAGAAGACUGGCCUCGCACAAACGCAUCUGUCAACACUUUCUUGUUGUCAUCAGCCUCUAUUUCAUAUGCGUUGCACCAGUAACAAUCUUUACUACAACUUUAACAGUUCGAGUUUCAAGAGACCCAAAAAUGGUUUGCAGCUUUAUAACCAGCGCAAAAAAUCCCUACCAUUUUUUGAUAAGCCUUUUUUACAUUAAUGGGUGCAUCAACCCGUUUCUGUAUGCUAGAAUACAUCCACAAAUAAAACGUUCUGUAGAAGUGUUCAAGUGCUGGCAGGACACAAAUGUUAGAGCAACAAAUAAUGCAGAAGGGACAGCAAUCGAACUGGAAACAAGAAAAAUGUACUCAAAUCAAUUGAAAAGUCUUAAAGCUGUCGAGAUCGAAGAAUGAAGACAGUCAAGAAAGGUCCAGAAACCAUAGAACCUCAAAUGCACCUUGAAUGCACCUGUUUCGUUUCUGAUUAAUCGAUCAUAACAAGUUAAUCAGUUGAUAAUCUCGUAGCCAAGCCCAUGAAUGACUACUUAUUUGAAACAAAAACAACGCUGUUUGGGAAUUUCUGGAUACCAAUUUUUAGGCCAACAGAGGCCGUGUUUACACGAUCCCGGUUUCAAUGCACCGUGUCGGGUUGAUUUCAUACCAGAUAAGGCUCCUGUCUACACGACAGUAGUUACUCCUCGCUGCGGGGUGUAGUUAUUUGUUUGAGGCCUCUGCGUUGGUAUUUGAUUCGCGCCAUUAAUUUACCUGCCAUGUGAGCAUUGAUGUGAGUCAUUGAAAUAAGUUCCACCCCCAAGCCUUCGAUCUUCCAAGGCUCAUCCAAUACCUUCAUGCUAUUCUCGCAUUCAAUCCUCUCCUUAGUUUUACAAGGGCAUAUGUCGCAUCAACAGGCUAGUAAAACAAAAGUGUUUUUGAGUCAUUUCUUUUUCUUGAAUUGGCCCAGUCCGAUACAAAUCGGAUUGGUCUCUUACCACUUUCGGAGCGGAGUGGCUUCAAUCCGCAAAAGUGGUACGAAAGUAUAUCGGAUUGGAUCCUCGUCGUGUAAACCAAAGAACAUAGAAAAAAGACUUGAUAGGGAAGCCGGCAAAGAACAAAAAGAGACACAACAAGCCUCAUUUUGAUCUUGCGUUUUGCGAAAAUUCAAAGUCGAUUUCUGAUUUGCACUUCUCGUUCAAAACUCACAACACAACUUAGCCGAUCAGGGGUAAAAAUCCCGGGGGUGGGGGGAAUUAUGUGACACCCCUACCCCCAAUCUAAAAAAUAAUCGAUUUCGCAAGGCAGUCGAAGCUUUUGCAGGGCAUAAUGAAUAAUUUUUUGCAGUGCAGGAACGCCACCCCUGAAGUUCGUAAAAAAGCCGUUUAGGAAUUUUGAAAUAGAUACUGUAUAGCACAUUUGCGAUGACCUUCUCUUCCUGACAUUGCAUUCAAGCUAACGGAAAAUGCAACGAUAAUUGAUGCAUAUGUUUAGUGCAAGGUUGAGUCCAUACAGAGCAAUUUAAGUUGUAAGUUCCCCACUUUUUCAAGAAAACAAUUUUUUCCGUUUUUUUCUUUUACUCCUUAAAAUAGUGUAUGAAAAUAGGAAAACAAGGUUUUUAGAUACCGAUUUGGUUUGGUUUAUUUACUAACUUAUUUACGUCGAUGUGCAAUCAGAAACGAAAGGUCACGUUUUUUUUCUUUCUCCAACGUCUGUCACUUGAGUUUUAGCAUGACACCUCCUCUCCUCGAUUUUUCCCAAUAAACAAUAAUCAGCUUUUUCUGAGAAGCGUCGAAUUGUCCUUCCAAAGCAGUAUAGUAUUAGUAUAGUAAGCUACUUAACAGCUGGGAAACUGGAUGUAAACAUUCCAAUCACUCUUGCUACUUCCCUUAUUCUGGGUCGUACAACCUUUAGCAGAUGUUCACAACACUUUAUUAUGUUAGUUUUUCUAUCCUGGGUGAGGGUGAUUGUCAUUUUUGUGGAGUCAAUUAUAAACCCAAGGAAAAGAAUUUUUGUUGAGGAAUCAGGCAAGAUUUAUCUGGGUGAAUAAUGAAUCCUAAGCUGUGUAUCAUUGAAAUUGUUUCUAGAACAAUUAUAACACAAUCUUUAUAGGAAUCCCCAUUCUUGAUAAGGUCAUCUAUGAAAGCACAAACAAUGUGACCUUAUUUCCUUAAUGAUGCUGAGGAUGCUUUUAGUAGUUUUGAGAAUUUUCUAGGUCUUGGUGACAGGAUAUUAGGUAGACAGGUAAAUUUAUAUAGCUCAGAACCUAUCUGAAAUUUCAGGUACUUUUGGUACUUUUGUAUUACGUAAUUGUUAUUUUAAGGUUUGCUUUGAGAAUAUAAAGGGUUGUUUUAUAAGUUAGAAGUAGUCUUGUCGAAAGUUUUGCCGUACUGCUAGAAGUUCUGUCGCUAGUUUUGUUGUGCUUGUUAAAGCCGUGUCGUUAUUUGUUGAACUUGUUGUUUUCCGCCGUUAGUCGAAUCAUUGCCGUAAAAAGAAGAAUUUUGAUUUUAUCCGCGGUUGUCGUAUUUUCGAGCAUUUCUGUCUACAACGAACUCACAUUGGUAAAACCCCUUUGAAGUGGUUUUACACUUCUGUUUCUCUCUCGUCAUGACCCCGGGCCCAUAAAUCCUCUCAGCGGCCCUGCUUGCACCCUAAUAAUUUAAGUAAUAUUGCACCCUAAUUUAAGUAAAAUUGCACCCUAAUAAAACACGAUCAAGGAUCGAGCCAAAAAUUUGUAUAAAAUGCAAGAACUGCCAGGUUGAACAUUAAUUUGCUGGUUCUUAAAAAAAUUGUAUUUCUCGAAGAUGGAUCAUUUUAUGAUAAAGUGUUAGCCUCCCCUUCUUUUGAGGGUUAUGUACCUUCUGAGUUGUAGGCAGGGCUAUGGCUGUGAAAAUCUGAUUUCUCACCUAACCGAGAUGACUUUGAUGGUUUUAUAUAAUUUCGAGUAUGGAGAUUCAGAAUCCAAGAUGGGACCAAAAAGAUUUUGCCUCUGUAUCACGUGAUUGGUGACGUGAUCAACAAUGGCAAAAACAGAAAUAAAUCCGUUAUAUAUUAAAAAUAAAGUGUACAAUUUAGCAAAUCUAGGUUGUAUGUGACUGCGCAUUUCAAGAGCUUUAACUUGAUGUAUCAUGUAAUUGAGUUUGCUGACGUUUGCUUAUUUUGUGACGUCAUAAGUGGAUAUUCCCAAGUUCUGCCACCACCUUUAUUUUCUCUGGGAAUAACUUCACUGUUUAGAUUAAAAAGAUGUGAGGUUAGCACAGAUCAUUGCCUUAUACCGUUUAUAACUAAUGUCGAUUUGCUGAUAUCUCUAUCAAUUCUAAUGACUGCACUCUGAUCACGACAUAAGCUCUUUAUAAGCUGUAAAUCCUUUGAAUCAAUUUCAAAAACUUUAAGAUCUCUAAAUAUUUCCUCAUGUUGUACUUCAUCAACUGCCUAACAAGGUAAGGCCUAACACGGUGUUAAGACAAAUGACGUCAUAAACUGAGUUUCAUUGAUGAAGAAA